AUGGCGGACCGAUACUCCUUCUCCCUCACCACCUUCUCUCCGAGUGGAAAGCUUGUGCAAAUAGAAUAUGCCCUCAAUGCUGUUAACCAAGGAGUUACAUCUCUGGGUAUAAAAGCCACGAAUGGUAUCGUCCUCGCCACUGAAAAGAAAUCGUCCUCGCCGCUCAUCGACCCUCCUUCGCUCUCUAAGGUCUCUCUUAUCACCCCCAAUAUUGGCAUGGUCUACAGCGGCAUGGGUCCUGAUUACCGCGUUCUCGUCGACAAAGCCCGUAAAGUCUCUCACACAGGCUACAAGCGAAUCUACAAUGAGUAUCCACCAACCCGAAUUCUCGUCCAGGAUGUUGCUCGAGUGAUGCAAGAAGCAACGCAAAGUGGUGGUGUAAGACCUUACGGUGUCAGUCUAUUGAUAGCAGGGUGGGACGAUGGGGUGGAGCCCGAGACGCAGGAGCUCGCAGACGAAGGACUAGAAACGGAUGCCGAGAAGAAGAAGGCGAGUGGGAAGACCGGAGGGAUUUUAAAGGGCGGUCCGAGCCUUUAUCAGGUGGAUCCCAGUGGCAGCUACUUUCCUUGGAAAGCCACCGCCAUUGGCAAAAGUGCAACUAGCGCGAAGACCUUUCUUGAGAAGAGAUAUAAGGAGGACUUGGAGCUGGAAGAUGCAGUGCAUAUUGCACUGUUGACGUUGAAGGAAACAAUUGAGGGCGAAAUGAACGGAGAGACUGUCGAAAUUGGUAUCGUCGGAGCACCUGCGAAUGAGCUACUCGGGUAUGAAGGUGUCGAAGGAGCAGUCGGACCUAGAUUUCGGAAACUGAGCAAAGAGGAGAUAGAAGAUUAUCUUACAAAUCUGUGA
Letharia columbiana is the source of this 846-nucleotide messenger RNA. RefSeq lists its product as uncharacterized. The record is from RefSeq and is a predicted model, not a curated record. Gene Ontology annotation, cellular component: proteasome core complex; proteasome core complex, alpha-subunit complex. NCBI's taxonomy places the organism in Eukaryota, Fungi, Ascomycota, Lecanoromycetes, Lecanorales, Parmeliaceae. The coding region runs from base 1 to 846 and encodes 281 amino acids. Gene Ontology annotation, biological process: ubiquitin-dependent protein catabolic process. The transcript is spliced from 7 exons.